Molecule: messenger RNA, 2302 nt
Organism: Setaria italica (foxtail millet)
Lineage: Eukaryota; Viridiplantae; Streptophyta; Magnoliopsida; Poales; Poaceae
Product: pentatricopeptide repeat-containing protein At2g13420, mitochondrial-like
Exons: 3
Molecular function (GO): protein binding
Source: RefSeq, a predicted model, not a curated record
ACUGCCCAGUCCCCAAACAGCUCCCCACCCUCGUAGCCCGGCUCGCCGCCGCUUGCCAUGCCGCCGCCGGUCCCCGCCGCAGGCGGAUCCGCCGCGCGCGCCGCCGCCGUCCGCCUCCUCUGCACCGCCACGUCCCCUCCCGAUACAGCCUCCCUGCCCCACCUCCUCGCGCUCCCGCCAGUCGCCCCGUCCCCCGCCGCCGACGAGCUCGCGCGCCUCCUCCUCGCGCACCACAACCCCUUCCACCCGGCCGAGUCGCCGCUCCAGCUUAUCUCCGGCGGCGGCGUCGCUCUCUCGGGGGACCUCCUCGUCCAGCUCCUCCUCCGCCUCCGCGGCGCGUCCAAGCUCGCGCUCUCGCUCCUCCACGCCGCGCGCCUCCACCCGUCCAUGGCCCCCGCGCGGGCCCCCGCCGACGCCUACGACGCCGUCGUGGAUGCGCUCGGCCGCGCGCGCCAGUUCGACGCCGCGUGGCGGGUCGUCGUGGACGCCUCGGCCGACGGCGCCGCCUCGCCACGCACGUUCGCGGUGCUGGCGAGGAGGUACGUUGCCGCGGGUAUGACGCGGCAGGCCAUUCGAACCUUCGACGACAUGGAGGCGUUCGUCGGGAGGGAGCCCGACGCCGGCGAGUUCGCCACGCUGCUUGACACACUCUGCAAGUACAAGUACCCCAAGGUUGCUACAGAGAUAUUUAAUAAAAGAAAAUACAAGUAUGGGCCAAAUGAAAAGAUGUACACUAUUUUAAUUUAUGGAUGGUGCAAGGUAAAUCGGAGUGACAUGGCUCAGAAAUUCGUAAAAGACAUGAUUGAUCAUGGAAUAGAACCAAACAUAGUCACAUACAACAUUCUCCUGAAUAGUAUAUAUGACCGGUAAUCCAGUCACCCUGAUAACCGAUUUGAUAGAACAGUUCAUGCAGCUGAGAAUCUCUUGAAGGAGAUGCGUGACAAGCGAAUUGAACCAGACGUGACCAGCUACUCAAUCAUCUUGCAUGUUUACAGUCGUGCACAUAAACCUGAGUUGUGUCUCUGUAUGUUCCGCUUGAUGAAAGAGAGAGGCAUUUGCCCCACAGUGGCAACCUACACUUCUGUGAUCAAGUGCCUUGCCUCCUGUGGGAGAUUGGAAGAUGCGGAGACCUUGCUUGAUGAGAUGGUUGCAGAGGGAGUAUGUCCCUCCCCAGCCACCUACAAUUGUUUCUUCAAGGAGUACCGGGGGAGAAAAGAUGUGAGUGGCGCCCUACAACUGUACGAUAAGAUGAAGGCACCUAGCUCACCGACAGCACCUGAUAUUCACACAUAUAACAUACUGCUAGGAAUGUUCAUCAAGUUGGACCGACAUGGAACUGUUAUGGAAAUUUGGAGCAAUAUGUGCGAGAGCACAGUGGGUCCUGAUCUUGAUUCAUACACACUGCUGAUUCAUGGUUUUUGUGACAGUCAGAAAUGGAGGGAGGCAUGCCAGUUCUUCAUGGAAAUGAUAGAGAAAGGUUUUCUUCCCCAAAAGAUUACCUUUGAGACACUGUAUCGUGGACUGAUACAGGCAGACAUGCUGAGGACCUGGAGAAGGCUGAAGCGCAGGGUUGAUGAAGAAGCAGCAAAGUUUGGUGAUGAGUUCAAACUGUAUCACAUGAAACCUUACAAGAGGUGAACCUGUGCAAAAGCUGUAUGCUGGCCUUGUGAGUCCAACAUGACUGGAACACAACAAGAAGAUUUACCUCAUCGAAACUGCCACUCAAAAAUGCAAUUGCUUACCAAAGAUGAGAUGCCACUUUGUGGGGAAGGGAACUGGUGAGAAGGAUGAUCAGAGUGCCACUGUAACAAUUACUCUGCUUACUGUGAACAACCAGUUGAGCAUGGGCAUGGUAGAACAGCUUAACAAAUGACAGUUCUUCAUUAUUGUGUUUGGACUUUGGAAAAACCUGAAGUCUUUUGCAGGAAUAAGUUUGCUUGGGAGGCUAGAUUUUACUGAACAGGUGAAGAUUAUUCUGCAGUGCUGUUAGGAAUGCAAUCCCACAAUUAAAAGUUUCCCUUCCAAUUGUACAACAUAACUUUGGUGUUUCCACUUUGGCCUAUGUUGCUGGCAUGACAUGAAGCUUUGUAAAGGCAAUGCAGGAUCAAACAUGUCCAAACUUCAAUGUUGCAUUUUCUAAUACGUAGGCCUUUGAUUGUGAUACCUGUUUUAUUGGAGAAUCGAGGAAGGCACUAGAAUUCGUUUAUGGGAGGAUUCAUGUGCUUUUCAGUCAGGCAUUUGCCCGUUCAUUCCCUCACGCAUUUGUGCAGUGGUACAGCAAAUUGAGACAGCUCUACCUUAA